Molecule: messenger RNA, 3940 nt
Organism: Acinonyx jubatus (cheetah)
Lineage: Eukaryota; Metazoa; Chordata; Mammalia; Carnivora; Felidae
Gene: ANKRD13A
Product: ankyrin repeat domain 13A
Exons: 15
Coding region: 288-2060 (590 amino acids)
Cellular component (GO): cytoplasm
Molecular function (GO): protein binding
Source: RefSeq, a predicted model, not a curated record
GGCAGUUCGGCCCGCAGAAGUCGGUUCGGGAGCUGUCAGCGCGGGCGGGAGCGCGGCGGGGCGCGGGGUGGGCGCGGCCGACCCCCGUCCCCGACCCGGCCCGCGACCCCCGACCUCCCGCGCGCCCCGCACCCGGCCCGUAGGCCGCCCCGCCGCGUACCGUGCCGCUCGCUUGCUGCGUUUUCUCUCUCUCUCUCUCUCGCCGGCCGCCGGGCGGGCACCGGAGACCCCGCCGAGGCUGAGGCUUGUCAAGCGGGCGGUGAGGGCCCGGCUGCGGCCUUCUCGCCAUGUCCUCGACCCGCGACAACACCGGCCACUUCCCCUUGCACCUCCUGGUCUGGAACAACGACUACCGGCAGCUGGAGAAGGAGCUGCGGGGCCAGAAUGUGGAGGCUCUGGAUCCACGAGGUCGAACCUUACUGCACCUUGCUGUUUCUCUGGGACAUUUGGAAUCUGCUAGAGUCUUGCUCCGACAUAAAGCAGAUGUUACAAAAGAAAAUCGUGAGGGAUGGACAGUUUUACACGAGGCUGUGAGCACUGGUGACCCCGAGAUGGUGUGCGCCGUUCUGCAGCACCGGGACUACCACAACACGUCCAUGGCCCUGGAAGGGGUGCCUGAGCUGCUUCAGAAGAUUCUCGAGGCUCCGGAUUUCUAUGUGCAGAUGAAAUGGGAAUUCACCAGCUGGGUGCCCUUGGUUUCCAGAAUAUGCCCGAAUGAUGUCUGUCGCAUUUGGAAAAGUGGUGCCAAACUGCGUGUGGAUAUCACGUUGCUGGGAUUUGAGAACAUGAGCUGGAUAAGAGGGAGGCGCAGUUUUAUAUUUAAGGGAGAAGACAACCGGGCGGAGCUGAUGGAAGUCAACCAUGAUGACAGGGUGGUCACCACCGAGCACUUUGACCUGUCCCAAGAAAUGGAGCGCCUCACCCUGGACUUGAUGAAGCCAAAAAGUAGGGAAGUUGAGAGACGGCUCACGAGCCCAGUCAUUAACACCAGCCUCGAUACUAAAAAUAUUGCUUUUGAAAGAACUAAAUCCGGAUUCUGGGGCUGGAGGACAGAUAAAGCAGAAGUUGUUAAUGGUUACGAAGCAAAGGUUUACACAGUAAACAAUGUGAGUGUGAUAACCAAAAUCCGGACAGAACACCUGACCGAGGAAGAAAAAAAGAGAUACAAAGCGGACAGGAACCCCCUGGAGUCUUUGUUGGGAACCGUGGAACACCAGUUCGGUGCUCAAGGGGACCUCACCACAGAGUGUGCCACCGCCAACAACCCCACAGCCAUCACGCCGGAUGAAUACUUUAAUGAAGAGUUUGAUCUGAAAGACCGGGACAUCGGAAGGCCGAAGGAGCUCACGAUUAGAACGCAAAAGUUUAAAGCGAUGCUGUGGAUGUGCGAGGACUUUCCGUUGUCCCUCGUGGAGCAGGUCAUCCCCAUCAUUGACCUCAUGGCCCGAACCAGCGCUCACUUUGCGCGGCUCAGAGAUUUCAUCAAGCUGGAGUUCCCACCUGGAUUUCCUGUCAAGAUAGAAAUUCCUUUGUUUCAUGUCUUAAAUGCACGGAUUACAUUUGGAAACGUUAAUGGCUGUAGCACUGCUGAAGAAACUGGAUCUCAGAAUGUGGAGGGGACCCAGGUGGAUUCAGCUUCCCAGGUCACAAACUUUGAGGUUGAUCAGUCUGUUUUUGAAAUCCCGGAAUCUUAUCACGUUCAAGACAAUGGCAGAAAUGUGCAUUUACAAGACGAAGAUUACGAGAUAAUGCAGUUUGCCAUCCAGCAGAGUUUACUGGAGUCCAGCAGGAGCCAGGAACUUUCAGGACCAGCUUCGAAUGGAGGGAUCAACCAGACACAUGCCUAUGACGCCCAGUAUGAGAGGGCCAUCCAGGAGAGCCUCCUCACCAGCACGGAAGGCCUGUGCCCUGGUGCUAUGAGCGAGACAAGCCGUUUUGAUAGCGACUUGCAGCUGGCCAUGGAGCUCUCUGCCAAAGAGCUGGAGGAGCGGGAGCUCCGGCUGCGGGAGGAGGAGGCAGAGCUCCAGCAGGUCUUACAGCUGUCUCUGACUGACAAAUAGACCUUUGUGCCCACGGCCGCGCCCAGCGGAGGUUCUGGGCUGCACGCGAGCUGCGCGCCAGUGCUGCGUCGCCAGUGCCCCGGGGCCGAGGGCCUGCGCCUCGCAGCCUCGCACAUAUGUGGCAGACAGCAGCUGCCCUUUCUUUACUCAGAGGUGCAAGACCAGGGGCUCCUGGGCCCACCCACGACCCUCCCCCUGGAAAGGGGCUGGGGACCGGCAGGCCCCAUCUCCAGGCUAAGGGGAGGAGAGCAUCGUCACUUUCCAUUAGCUGUUGGCUUGCAGGUCACAUUUUUACUACCAGCUUUAGACAAAAACCCCAAUCCCCGCGAGUUUGUAGAUUACUUUUUACCAAGGAGUGAUAACAAAACAAGUUAUUGCAGAGUCAGGGUGCUUUUAUAUAUGAGAGCAGCAGCCUUUUUAGAGCAGCGUGGUUUAUGAGAAUUUAUGAGACGCUUCUUUACAGUUCACCAAAGAAAUGAAUGAUCUGUGCCGAUCUACUCUUUUGUUUUUACCUUUAUACAGGGUUUCUAGGACACUAUCACUGUUCCUCCUCCUCCUCCACCUUCGUCCAUUCCUUCCACCCCCAGCUAAAGUUAAAGAGGAGACAUGUACAGGACAGGUUUUAGAUUAGGGCUAUUUGCAUCACAUUAGGAUAUACAAAUGACCACGGAUGUUGCCUUAGCCUUAAAAAUUACCAAUAGUUUCAAACCACCUCACUCCACUUACUGAGGGGUCUGAGUUGAAUUUAUAAAGGCGGUUCCUUUGAGAGCAGGAUCUUCCAGGCUAAAUCCAAGGCAGCUAAUCCUGGCCCUGAAGGAGCAGCUAGGAGAGCCUGAGGCUUGUUGUUGAAUGGGGCAGGCUGGCCAACACAGCGGGCCAGCCCAGAACCAAAACCAGGUGUGUUCCACGCCCUCCCGCGUGAAAGAUUUCCACGUCGAGGCCUAGGACGGCCCCCCCGCGGGCCUGGGCUCACUACAGAGGAAGGGGUAGACUUGCAGUUAGAAGAGUAGCUCUGUGUUCCAAAGGGAAAAUGAUGACUCCGCAUCGCUUUUUAGAGUUCAAGUCAGCAUCUUUCUGGAUAAAUAUAUUUUUUAACAGAAUCUUUUUAUUAUUUUUAAAAGAUGUAAAAACAACUCCUCCCAUCAGUAGCAAUACAAGGUUAUACAUUUUAACCAGAUUCUUCUCAGGCCUUUUUUGGAUACCUUUAGUAGUUAACGAUUUUAUCUGACCCUUCUGUAAAUAACCAUCGCACAACACAACGGAAGAAGCCAGGGGAACAGAGAUGAGGGCACCGUCCCUCUGGCCCGCCUCUUCGUCCCCACAGGCUGCACUGAAAUGCCCUGGUAAACAACAGCCCCCUUCAUUCUGCAUCUGUUUCCUAUCUGUUGCGCUCCUUUAGGGAUCGGAAGGGAGACAUAGACUACUGUUAGAGUGAACGUCUGUAUCCUACAGUGAGCGUUGCCAGUAAAACGUUGUUAGCCACAAAGAACUGUGCUUUUGAUUCCACAUAACCAUCUGCCUUGUCUGUCACGGUCCGGCCAAGAUUCUUUGUCUGCACACAAGGCCAGUGUACUGCAGUGUCACAUUCGUUUCAAAGACCCAGCUUGGCACGCCCGUUCACCUAGCGUUUUCCCUGCGUGAAGACGCUUCUUGGGAAUAGCUGCAGUUAGGCCACGUCGUUUACUCACUGCGGUGAAUCAUCAGUAAUUUCUGUGUUUGCAUUCCAUUGUUGUGCUUCCUGAGGUCUUGGGCUCCCCAGGAAGUCAGUUAAAAAGGGACUGAGCGUGUGUCCACCGUUGCAGCGUGUUUCAUUUACGUGUCCACUCUCGUAAAAUGCAAAUAAAGAUUGCUUCCCAAGAGGGUGCUCGUACGAUAUCCUA